UUAAACCGUUAGCUGGCGCGCUUCAUUUUUAGCAUUAUUAUGGCAACUCGAGUGAUCUCACCGGCCCGAGAGGCUUGGAGAAAAGGUAUCAUUCCUUUCCUCAAGUUCUCAUGGGAUAAGGAGCCUGUUAUAGUUGUGUCUUGCCUUCUAGGUUCAACAUUGCCUCUCACGUGGUUACUUGUUCCUAACUCCUAUUGGGAUAAAGUGAAAAGAGAUGCUGAUGCUAUACCAAACAAAUAUCCAAUACCAAUCAGAUAUGUGGAAGGGAAGACGGGCGAGCCAACCUCAGUAUGACAUCUGGAAAAUGCUUUGUGACCUUUGACCCUUGGAGUGCACCAGAAUGUUCAUUACAUUACAUACCACCAAUCAGCGCUUCCUUUGAUGAGUGCAAGGAUAUUCAUUGCUCCUUAUUCAGGGAAAUGAAUGACUGUUCAAAGAAAAGAUAUUCAAU
Messenger RNA from Lytechinus variegatus (green sea urchin), 451 nucleotides. Its product is annotated as NADH dehydrogenase [ubiquinone] 1 alpha subcomplex subunit 3-like. Bases 40 to 294 code for a protein of 84 amino acids. The record is from RefSeq and is a predicted model, not a curated record. Gene Ontology annotation, cellular component: mitochondrial inner membrane. NCBI's taxonomy places the organism in Eukaryota, Metazoa, Echinodermata, Echinoidea, Temnopleuroida, Toxopneustidae. The transcript is spliced from 4 exons.